Molecule: messenger RNA, 3545 nt
Organism: Boleophthalmus pectinirostris (great blue-spotted mudskipper)
Lineage: Eukaryota; Metazoa; Chordata; Actinopteri; Gobiiformes; Gobiidae
Gene: cnsta
Product: consortin, connexin sorting protein a
Exons: 13
Coding region: 160-2283 (707 amino acids)
Biological process (GO): positive regulation of Golgi to plasma membrane protein transport
Cellular component (GO): trans-Golgi network; transport vesicle; plasma membrane
Molecular function (GO): connexin binding
Source: RefSeq, a predicted model, not a curated record
UGCGCCGUCACUGUUGCUCUUUUUUUUUUUUUUUAAGGACUAUUUUCACCUCAGCAGAGCACAGAUCAUAACAUCCAUUUCUGAUGCUCAAAGUGAUGCCAGCAAAGACAACGAUGACCUACCAAAAAGGAGGCUAGGUCUUUGCGCAAGUUAGGACUAAUGGAUUAUGGUGGUCAGUUUGGGAUGGAGGACAGUAUAAUGUCACAAGCGGUUGAUCUCUGUGACAAUCUUCCAGUAAACCUAAAUAAGCUUGCACAAACACAGAGUAGACUUGCAUCGGAUAAUGAAAAUGGUGGGCAACAAGAUUCAAUGCAAAAAGCCCCUUUUAACUGCAAAGACUAUGAGCAAAACAAACUUGACAAGGACAUCUGGGUGGGACAGCUGGAGGAAGACCAGGAUGAGGUGAUGAAGGAAGAAGAGGACAUCUCAGAGGAUUUGAGUUUAAUUCGCUGCCAAUCCCCAGAAACUCCCAUGACUGAUUCUUCUUAUUCAGAAACAGGAAGUCUACUGGAGACACCCUAUGCCCUCAGUCCUGGAACCAGUACAGAACCUGCCCCCUCCCUCUCUCUCAUAGAAGGCCCAGACAAAGAAAACCAGAGCAGUGAAUUAGAUUUGGGUUAUAGCAAUUCAGAUUUAUCUGUAACAAAACCUGGUAGUUCAGAAAAAUAUACUGAAAAUAUCUUGGACCGUAAUUUGAAUCCUAAAAUUGGGCCCAGUCCAAAUCAAAUACUGCAAUGUGUUUCAAUUGAGGAUAGUCACUAUAGUGGUUCUGGAGAUUGGGAAACUCUUUCCUUUGCUGAAAUGGAAACUUCCAAGCCAAGUUGCAAUAAAGAGAUCAACAUGAAUCAAGAACCAUCACAACUCGUUGGAUUUCUUGAUCAGCUGUCAAAAAGGGGUGACGAUACACAUCUCCCUCUUUACCUGCAUCAGAUUGCUGAGGCCUUUGUCUCUCAUGAAGACUAUCAAAGGGCAAUCUGGUGCGUACAACUUGAGAGACUCUACCACCAGAGACUACUGGAUAAUUUGAGUGCACUACAGAAACAGUGGGAGACUCGGUGCAACACGGCAGUCUCUGCCCCAGCAGCCCAACAUCUGGACACUCUCAGGCAGAUCUGCCUAACACACAGUUGGCCAAAGUCGAGUGAUGCUGUGUGUGCUUCUCUGGAUCAUUUGAUAGUGCCUUCAUGCAGCUCAGACUGUCAAGCUAAGGGAACAAUGGAGCAAUUGAAAAGAGCGGAGGACUCCUCUGGGAGCUCUUUACUGUCACCCUCUAUUGAUCUGGGGGGUAAAUUGGAGUCUUUUGAGGUCACAGAGUGUGAUCAGGAAGACGGUAAAUCAGAAAGGAAAGACACUUUCCACCAAGCUCAGUUGAAUGAGGAGGGCUGUAAAGGAGAUGAGCCAGAGGGUGGGCCGGAAGGCACCAUGUCAGCUCAAGAAGAUGGGGGUCCCCCCUCAUGCACUGAUGACAUGGACCAGUCCAAAACCGCAGAGCAGCAAGAAGGAGGUCUGAGUCCAGCCCAAGAGCAGGAGGCAGAUACAGAGGAGCCACGGGAUGUAGAGGAGGCCACAGAAGCUCUGGAGAUGGACGAUGAGGAAGAAGGAGAGGAGGAAGGCCAGAAUGGAAAAGCUUUUACUUUUUGUCCAGAGAGGCUUCCAGUGGAAACAGUUGUUAGUGCGGCAGCAGUGGAAAUCCGACUACAGGAAUCCAGAAGUGAGCCGGAGGAAACCCAGCUGAGCCCAGAAGACGCACAGGACAUUGGUAAAAUCUGUCUGCCCCCUGAGAUGCCUGUUUCUGAAGAUGAUGACCUAAAUGAGCCCUUCCUGGAUGAUGAAAAAGAAGAAGAGGAAGAGGACUACGAGGUUGAACAGGCGGAUCUCCUCCGAGCAGCUGCUGCAUUAGACAACCUGGCAAAAAUGAUCACUGUAGAAGAACUGGUUCCUGCUCCUGGUUUAGUGUCUAUUUUGAAGAAGAGAGUGUCCAGUCCAGCAUCUGCAGGUGCAGAACAUCAGAGCAAUAAACUGCCAACCAAACGACGAGUUCGCUUCAAAGUUCCCGAUGAUGGCUUUGACAACGAGAUGGGUGGUGGAGACUCUUGCCUCCUCCUCUUCCUUCUGUGCCUGGUCACUGUUGUGAUCAGUAUUGGAGGUACAGCUCUUUACUGUGCACUAGGAGACCCGCACUCCUCAGUCUGUCAGGACUUUUCCAGAAAUGCAGACUUCUACUUUGGUCAGAUCCAACGCGGAAUAUCUCAAAUCCAACACUGGUUUACUCCAACCUCAUAGUCGGGCAUUCCUGCUGCACACUGGGUAUGUCCACUCAGCUUCACCUUAGGAUAUUUCUUUCUGCUUAAGUGGCAUAAAAUGCAAACUAAUCAUUCUGCAUUUAUGAAGAUCUGGCCAACCUUUGCAUUGGCUAAGCCUGAGAAUGAAAAAAGUGGGUUUUUGAAGUCCAGAUGAAAAAAGCUAAAUCUGCCAAUCUCUCUGUCAAAAACCUUGACCCUGGACUUUAAACCCUAUAAAAUAUGGUUUGAAUGUAAAUAUUACAGUAACGUAUUGUUAAAAGGGCAUGUAGAUGCUGUCUGCACAAACUGCACAAAUAGGAAGGAGCUGGUGCUGAAUGCUCAAAAAGCAUUGUGUUUAUUACUUGGAAUGAAUUCCACAUGUAACAAUGUCUUUACUAUUUAUUUGGAUGUUUACAUAUUUUGUAAACCUUUUUAUCUAAAGGCAUUUGCGUGUAGCCAGUUAAAAAAUGUAGUAAAAUAACUAAACAUCGAACAUUUGCCCAACAAAUUGCUUAUUCUUUGUGUAGCAUUUACCGUAUGUGUAGGAACCAAAUUUUAAUGUACUCUUUUAAAAGAAUGUUUGAGCAACACUGGUACUUCUGUAACUCUAGGUUUUUCACAGCAGUCUUAUUUUUUAUUUGUAAUGUCCAAUACAAUAAUGCAUCUUGCAGCAGGUAUUUAUUUCUCAUUUGGUUUUUAGUUUGUUAUUUUUAACACCAAACUAUCCUGUGGCCCACUCACACAUUAACUCUUAUAUUAUUUGCUCUUAAUGAGCUCUGACCCUAUGGUGAAGAAUCACUGCCCCACACACCAUCACAGACAGUUCAUACUAUGCAUUCUCAGUAUUACCUUUUAAAAGGUGGUAAGUUUUAAUAAAGAAACAUUCUUCAGAUCUGAGGAUUUUGCAGGGACAACAGAUCCAUUGUUUUAUUUGCACCUUGUCUGGCUGGUUCAGACCUUUUUAACUCCUAAGCGUUAUCUUUUAAUUUUGUUAUUUAUUAUACAGAUGUUUAAUUUUAAUUUUCCAAUUUAUUUCUCUCUCCUUUUUCAUGGUUUGAUAUAAAAAUGAAUGAUUUAAUGUAGAUAAAAGGAUUAACAGUUGUAUAUAAAAAUGUAAAUCAAAUUUCAUUCUCAGUGAAUGUUUCAAAAAUGUCUUUUGUGUAAGAUAUCAAUGAAUGAUUAUGUUAAUACUUUUAUUACUGGUGAGAAACUUUGAUUGUUUCUGUAAACUGCCUUUUCUUGUAUUGAAUAAAACAUUUGACA